Megalops cyprinoides (Indo-Pacific tarpon) is the source of this 1107-nucleotide messenger RNA. RefSeq names its product ZP domain-containing protein-like. Lineage: Eukaryota; Metazoa; Chordata; Actinopteri; Elopiformes; Megalopidae. Bases 64 to 1107 code for a protein of 347 amino acids. The record is from RefSeq and is a predicted model, not a curated record. The transcript is spliced from 7 exons.
GAUCACCUUCCCAUUUGCUUCAUAGCAGAGGCCAGAAUUGGGUCUAAUGUGUAUCACUCAGAGAUGAGAUGUGUCAUUGUAGUCGCUGGACCUAGAGCUGGCAGUGCUCAUGUCAUUUGCACUGAGACAACAAUGAUGGUUGAAGUGGAAAAGUUCCAGGUCAUCAGUCUUCAUGAAGAUGAGCUGCAUCUCAAUGAUCCUGCCUGCACUCUGACUUCCAACAGCACCCACGUGAUUGGAAUCAUGUCUCUCAACUCCUGUGGGACACAAAUGGAGGAGGAUGAUGAAAACUUGAUCUUCAAAAAUGAAAUUUCAACGAUUGAUGACCUUAACAGUGUCAUAACCAGGAAGCAUGCAGUGGAGAUUGAGUUCUCAUGUGUGUAUCCGAAAAAGGGCACGGUUUCUUUGGAAUUCAGGGCACACAAAAUUCCCUAUGUGUUCACCGAGAGAGGCUUUGGCAAGUUCACCUACCAGUUUGAGUUCUUCCAUAGCAACUUGUUCAACAGAAUGGUGGACCCCAGCACUUACCCAGUGGAAGUGGCACUGAAGGAAAUGAUCUACAUGGAAAUCCUGUCAAUGUCCUCUAUCCCCAACACUGUGCUGUUUGUGGAGUCCUGCAGGGCAACCCCCAUUGAUGACCCCAGCUACCACAUAUUCUACACCAUCAUAGAAAAUGGGUGUACAGUUGAUGACACUGUGCAGGUGUAUUCAGGACAUGCAUCAGAGUUCAGAUUUGGAAUGGAAGCUUUCAAAUUCAUCGGGAUGCAUGAAGAGGUCUAUAUUAGCUGCUCCGUCAUCCUGUGCCAGGCUGGGGAUCCCUCCACAAGGUGUGCUCAGGGGUGUAGCAAUGCCACUGCUGCCCCUGCAGUGCACCACCAUGUCAGGAGAUCAGUGGCUGCCGAGACCUCCAGACACUACAUUUCCCAGGGGCCUUUGCGUCUCAAAAGGAACUCGACCAUUGCAGUGACCACUCUGAACCUCAACAUGAACCUGGUUUUCGUCACUGGAGUUCUCCUGGCUGUAGUUGCUAUGGUGUGCGGAGCAGUGCUCUUCAAAGUCAGAGGGUCAAAUGUCAAAUAUCAAGUGCUUCCAUCCUCUGACUUCUGA